Messenger RNA from Myxocyprinus asiaticus (Chinese sucker), 6576 nucleotides. Its product is annotated as microtubule-associated protein 4-like. Gene Ontology annotation, cellular component: neuron projection. The coding region runs from base 292 to 3282 and encodes 996 amino acids. Gene Ontology annotation, biological process: neuron projection development; microtubule cytoskeleton organization. NCBI's taxonomy places the organism in Eukaryota, Metazoa, Chordata, Actinopteri, Cypriniformes, Catostomidae. The transcript is spliced from 16 exons. Gene Ontology annotation, molecular function: microtubule binding. The record is from RefSeq and is a predicted model, not a curated record.
CAUCUGCCACCAAUAUUCUCACUGUGUCUAUUUGCUGUCCAUCAAUACUAGAUUUGACACAUCCAUGAAGCGGCGGAUGCUCAAGUCAGGGGAACCAAGAACAGCAUUAGUGCCGAAACCAGCGGGUCAAAGAGAACGGGUACAAUAUUCCUGAAUUGUGAUUGGUCGAGAGAAAUAAGGGCGGGCGUUGUCCUGCGAUCACAGGGGCGCACUGUACGUGAGAGGGCGGAUCUGACUGCACAUCGGCCAAAACUACAGAGCACUGAAUUUUAAAAACAACAACAACGGAGGAUGGAUUUUAGUUUACGUGAUGCCUUUACAGAUGGGGCACCUAAAGUGAACCAGGACAACCUGCUGAAGAGGGAUUUUGUGGCCGGGUUGGAGGCACAGAGCUUUGAUGAUAAAGUGGACGAGACUGUUGGGAAGACAAAAUACUACCCCCUUCUGGAUGGCAUGGAUGGGAAGAGGGAAGGGUCUGGCUUCAUGUCUGGAGACCUUACUGGGGGUCAACGUCAGGACCCUCAGGGAGAGAUUCGUCCCAGUCAACCUGGACAAUAUGUCUACAAGAAUGACUUUCAAUCAGGCCCAGCAUCAAUGAUUGGAAAUCAUCUCCAGUUGGAACCACCCAAACCCUCCCAGAUAACUGCUAAUCCAAGUGAAAAAAGUCCUCGUAUCGGCCAGGAAAAUUCUGCAGAUGCAGCAUCUGGGGAGGAAAAGUCCAUUGAGGAAGGAACUGGGAAGCAGCAGAAGAGGAAAAAGAAUAAAUGCAAGAAUAGGGAUGAAAUGUAUGACCUUCUGGACAGCCUUGGUUCCCCAGAGUCUGAAGAGUCUCCAUCAGAAAGCUCCAACCAUGGCUGGCCCUCACCUCCCAUCAAUAAUGAAGAGUUCUGGGAAAGCGAGAUCCAGGAAAAAGGGGGAGGACGCAUCAAGGCAAGGAAGAGUAAGAGCAGGAAGAUGCUUCCUGAUGAAUGGGGCGCUCCUGCAGAUAGUAGCAAUAUAUCUGGGUCCUCUCAACCGAAUCCUUUAACCAUAAUGGACGUGGACUUCAGCAGCCCUAAUUUGGGUGAUUCCAAGACUCAGUCUAAUGUUAGCAUAGAUCAGGGGAGUGCACCGCCCACAUUCACAUGUGAUUUUCUGCACCUCAGAGACACACAGGCAUGCAGACCCCAACCAACCGGUCAGGCAACCUCCUUAUUGUCUAAUUACCCUGACUCAACUUUCAAGAUGGAGAGGUAUAUGUUUGAUAUGGACAAAUCAUCUAAGGAUGAUGUAGGUGACAAAUCUAAGCUGGCACUGCCUGGUAUUCACCCCUCAGAUCAAUUACCCAUGGUCUCAGAGAAUGAUCAUACUCACUCGACUGAUCCUAAGUCAACCCAAGUCCUUAGUCCAACACAGACUGUCUUAUUCCUUGACUCAGUGCUGCAGGUACAGACCCCAGAUGCAAGCCCACCAUCCCAGAGCACACCAGUUAAAACCCCUCUCCCACACACCACUGCCCCAGAGCUUGCUCCCUAUCCAACCCCUGGCCCACUGACCAUUGGUAUAGAAAGUCCUGCCUCCCAGAGCAAAUCAGCUGUUAGUCACUCCUCCCCAGCUAUCCCCCCCAACACUGCAGUGAGCUUUAACCCCGAUGCUCCACCUUUCGUCCCUUCACUCACAGAGCAGAAGAAGCCCCCACUGGCACAGCCCCCCCUACUGGAAGUGAAAGAAGAUAAGAAAAUGGAGAAGGUGGAUACUUCCCCAAAGAUGGACAACAUCAACAUGAUAGAGAAGCAAGACAAGCCUAAGAAGAUGGAGAAUACUGACCACCUGGACAAGAAAGAGGACACCACAAAGAAAAUGGACAGUGUGAACAAGACUCAGAGUGAGCAGAUCAUCAAAGAUGAAAAGAAAGCAGAGAAUAAGGAGAAACAGGAUAAUAAAGCAGAGAAGACUGAGAAGGUUGAGAAAGUGGACAAACCUGAGAAGACAAACAAGGAAAAAGAAGAGAAGAAAGAGAAUGGAGAAAAAGUUGACAAGACAGCUAAAGCUGAGAAGAAUGCAAAGGCUGCUAAAGGGACCACAAAGUCCCCAACAGCUAAUGGGAGUAAAGACAUCACCAGCCUUGACAGUAAGACUAAUCCUUCAGUUGGGUCAACCAAACAAAGCUCAGCAAGACCAAACUCGCUGUCCACUGGACACAUUUCUGGUGCCUCCAAACGCACAUCCCCCACCGCCAACUCGACCAAUAAAAAAAGCCCUAUGCCUAAGGCAACAACCCCUACUUCUGGCACCAAGAAAACCCCCACCACCACAUCUUCUCUUGAUGCUAAGGCCAAGUCUUCUGAGAGUGCCACAGCAACCCAGCGUCGCCCUCCAGUGCCAAAGGCUAAAGCUGCAUCUACUACCAACUCUAAAAAUGGCACUUGCACCCCAGCAACGACCACCUCCGCCCGACACACCUCUGCUACAAAGACUGAAAACCAAGCUGGAGAUGUGAAAAAGACAAGUGCAAAGACAGCAUCAGUUAAAACUACCCCAAGAACAGCUCGCACGCCAACCUCUGCUAAUGCCACCAGCACGGCACACACCAAUGGGACCCCGACCCCUCGUUCCUCCCGCAUCACCAAACCCCCAGUGCCCAAGCAGACUCCCUUGGAGAGGAAGCCCCCUGUGCCUCGGGCCCCCCGGAAUGUCCGGCCCACCAAUGCACCCCUGCCUGAUCUGAAAAACGUGUGCUCCAAGAUCGGUUCCACAGAUAACAUGAAGUACCAGCCUGGUGGAGGAAAGGUCUCUGCAGCCCAGGGCAAGACUGAUGCUCUGCCAAAGACCAGCCAGGGCAAAGUUCAAAUAGUCCACAAAAAGCUGGACUUCAGCCAUGUCACAUCCCGAUGUGGCUCCAAAGACAAUAUCAAGCAUGUUCCGGGUGGAGGGAAUGUUCAGAUUCUAAACAAAAAGGUUGACUUGAACAAAGUGAGCUCAAAAUGUGGAUUCAAAGACAACAUAAAGCACAAGCCAGGUGCUGAUGUGAAGAUUGAAUCUCAUAAUGUGAACAUCAAGGCCAAAGUGGGAUCACUGGACAAUGUAGGCCAUGAACCAGGAAGUGACAACGUCAAGGCUGAGGGGGUUCAACCGAAAUCUGAGGGAAGCCCAUCUCCCCCUACUGUCUCUCUGCCCUCUCAGGCAGGCAAUGGGGAAAAGGAGAAAGGGCUGAAGGAGAGCUCUCCUGCUCUCGCACCCUCUUUGGGAGAGGGAUCCCAGGACAUCCAGGGCCUGGACAAACACAUCCCUGGGACAAAUUGAGUCUUACAAGCUGAGCUUUCGUGAGAAUGCACGGGGUCGCAAGGACCACGGCACUAAAAUCAUCCCCUGGUCCCCCCUGAGUGGCAGCCACCCCCACCCACAUCGCAGCACCUUUCUCAGUGUUUCUCUGGGGUCCGCCUUGUCCUCACACUCAACCCAGCUUGUCCCAUUCUCUCAGCCAUGAGAUGGGUGCAAACCAGUACACUAGGAGAAGGACUUUUAACAUGGCCUGUCCCUUUAAAAUUUGUCUUCUCAUUACCGCAAUCGUUAGAGUCUUCCCAUUAUUACAGUUUUCUUUGUUUUUCUUGCUGGGAGAGCACCCAUGUUUGUGAAAGGGCAAGGCUCUGGCUUUAUUUACAAUGCACCUGUUUAAAUGCAGGAUUUGGUUUGAGGCUAGAUUUGAGGUGGUCUUCACAUAGUUGGAGAAGGAGUUAAGAUGGUGUGGAUCAUGCACCCUCUUAAUCAUCAUGAUGAUCAUGACAAUUCAGCCACUGGAUUAGCUCCUAGUGUCAUCUUUGUUAGGACCACAAAGUGUAUCUUUCUAGACUUACUACUAGCCAGUGCUAUCCCUGAGACAGACCCAAGUUUAGAGGCAACACCAUCUUCUAACCUCUGCCUAUAAUUUGGCAGUAGAUGUUCUCCAAUGGGAACCCCAGAAUUCACUCGAGAUGUAGCUUGUUACAUCAAAUAUUAUUAAUUAAUGAUAGUAUGUGGGGCUGUCUUAAAUCCCAGUUAACAGGGAUGAAUCAGCCAUCAACCAUCCAUCAUCCAGUUGCUUCCUUUGCUUCACUGACCAUGUCCUGUUCUCUUCACAAGAAUUCUAAACCCUCGUCCCCCCAGUAUUUAAAAGAGCACUUAAUCAUUUGAAACUCAUAGGCUGUUCGAACAAUAGCACAUUAACAUCUUCAGUGAUUUUGCUGUAUCGUGUUUGCAUAAAUUACUGUAACGAUGAGCUGUAUCAUUAUGAAUUCUAACCAUCUGAUUGCAUCUUCCUCUUUCCAUUUCUCUCUUGUAUGCUAAAAGAACACAAAAUCCUCUAACACAUAACAUACAUGUACUACAGCAUGAUACAGUAAGAGUAAAGGCAGUGGCACCCAAAAUAAACAGACGGGAUGGUGAGGAAUAGAGGGAGGGAUAAAGAAAGAUGGAAGGUGUGGUAAAAUGCAAUGUCAGAAACAAAGUUCAUAUGGAAAUGUGUUUACAGUCCAUACACAGGUCAUGAUUACUUGCUCAAAGGUCCAAGUCAUCCUUCACUUUAAAUUAAGUCUUGUUCAAUACAGUAGAAGACUUUUGCACUAAACAAAUGAACUGGAAUGUGCGAGGGCCCAUUACAUAAAACACUGUAACACUAAAUGUAUCCUAAAUAAUCAUUAGAAAACAAUCGAUUUCCCAAUUAUUUAUGCAGUGGCAAUUGAUGAAUUGUUGUUUAGAGAUUACUAUAUCAUCCUACAUAGUAAGAAAUGUUAUCUGAUUUUCUUACCAAGUGAUGUAUAACCAUAAAUUAGUGAGCUUUUUUGGAAGUAGUUAAAGCCCAUACAGUAGUUUCCUCUUCAAACCUACUAUCGUAGGGCAGCUUUUGUAACACUCUUGGCUAGUGACACCGUUUAAAGUUUUAAAGGUGAAUUUGUGGGCACUUUGUUGAUAGUUAUUACUUUAGAUAUGUAUAGCUGCACAAUGCCUGCAUAUAAAAUAUAAACAACUUGAUGUUGUUGAUCAAAAGUUUAUGUUUGUACACAGGGUUUGGUUCACUUAAUGUUGUGACAUAUUUAACAUUUUUCUUCACUGUUAUUUAACAGUGAUAUCAUGGUAUUGAACAUGGUUACAUUUGUAGCAUUAAAGAUUCUAAGAGGCCCACUUGAAACUAAACAACCGAGGCCAGUAAGUAUUGAAUUAUGCAAAUAUCCUAUAAAAGAAUGAAUUAAUGAGCAUUUAAAAUGCACUUUUAUGGUGGAUGUUUUAUACUGCAAAGACAGUGAUUUGAUUGACUGUACACAUUUUCCCAAAUUUCCCAAAUUCAAAACUUCAAAUCAAGUCUCUGUAUAUUAUAAAGUAGUCUGUAAAAACAGUAUGUACGAGUGUGAGGCAGUGUGUUCAGUGUAUAGAGCAGUUACGCUUGGCCAAAUGGUCCUGUCUGCAGUUCCUUCUGUGAUUAGUGUGUACUGUUCAGGGGCUGUGCCAGUAAACUUCAGUGUUGUACUCUUGAAACAGUGAUCGUAACCUUUCAUGCCUUCAGUCAGCUCUAUUUUGUCUAUAAAUCAUUUCCAUAAUGAAUGAUCACCCCCCACAGUGUUAGUACACUGUUCACGUCCCCGCACAAAUCCACACAAAGCAGUUCUUUACAUACUGUACACGUUUCACAGUUUAUGUCCCAUAGGGGAAAAACACUUCUUAAUUGGGUUGUGUAGAGAAGCAAAGUGAAGAUUUUGCAUCUAUGAAUAUUUCUCCGAACAGUAUUUUAGACUUAAGUGAGACUACCUUUAAAAAAAAAAAAAAAAAAAGAAGGGCUGGCAAACAAGAAUGUUUUUAAAAUGUAGUGAAUUCAGGAAGAAAAUAAUAUAUAUUAUGUGUGUAACUUUUUCUCUUUGUUGUCACCCACCAGUCAAAUACAAAAUUCAAUGUAAUCAAUAGGAGGAGAGGAGUGUGAUCGAUUUUGACUGAGGGAAGAAAGCACAGCAGGGCUCUGAUAAUUCAUGUAUGUCCUUCGGUGUAGAUAUAGCACAACAUUCUGAUAAUGACUUGAGAGGCCGGACACAAGAGGCAGAAAGUGGGUUGAGAGGUUAGAGGUAAACCGUAACCACGGGAACAAUUGUUCCUCCCACAAACUGCACCUGACUCAUAGACCUUGAAUAUUGUUUGAAUAUCCACGCCCCACAUCUGUGUGAAACUAACUGUAUCUGUUAGGCUAAUUGGCAUGUUUAAAAGUAGAUAGAGCACUCCAAAUUAGGCAGCAAAGGACCCCCCUAGUGUGUUUGUUAGGACUCACAAUGUGUGUACUUCCCCAUAGAACACACCAAAAGAGCAUGUGUGUCCAAAGAACGAUGGACUAUAGACAUCAGUCUUAAAUUGAAUUUAUUUUCUCCCUCUGAAUUCAGAUGUAUUUUUUGGUAUGAAAGAGAUCUUCAUUGUGAUUAAUUGUUAACUAGUGAUGUGGAUAUUUAAUCGUGAAUAAAAAAAAAUAGAUGAGCAAAAAAAGUAUUUCUUUCUCUCUUUUCAGAAAUGAUUACAUAUUUAUGAAAGCCCUUAACUGCACUGCGGGGGAAAAAAAAAAGAAAAAAAAAAUGUUUUUCUUUUUUA